AUGAAUGUGUUGUUAGUGGAGAAAUCGUGGAGAGGAGAAAAGGAGAAGUGGAAAAGUCGUGAAGUUAUUCCUCUUCAUUCGUAUGCUUCGUUUGUUACUGUGUUCAAUGGAUUGAACUUCUCUAAAUGGCAUGAACAAGUUCAAUUCCACUUAGGUGUGAUGGAUCUUGACUUAGCUUUGCUAAAUGACAAAUCCACUGCCAUUACUGAUAAGAGCAGUGAAAAUGAGAAGUAUUUUCAUAAAUCAUGGGAACGCUCUAACAGAUUAAGCCUUAUGUUCAUGCGAAUGAUUGUUGCUAACAACAUUAAGAGUACUAUUCCACAAAAAGAAAGUGACACGGAAUACCUAAAGUUUGUGGAAGAACGUUUUCGUUCUGCUGAUAAGUCUCUCGCUGGUACACUAAUGGCUGAACUCACGACUAUAAAGUUUGAUGGGUCGCGUAGUAUGCAAAAUCAUAUCAUCGAGAUGACUAACAUUGCAUCAAGACUUUCGACCUUGGGGAUGAAAGUGGAUGACACCUUCUUGGUUCAGUUUAUUCUGAACUCAUUGCCUCUUUAG
This is a messenger RNA of Solanum tuberosum (potato), 558 nucleotides long. RefSeq lists its product as uncharacterized. The coding region runs from base 1 to 558 and encodes 185 amino acids. The transcript has 2 exons. NCBI's taxonomy places the organism in Eukaryota, Viridiplantae, Streptophyta, Magnoliopsida, Solanales, Solanaceae. The record is from RefSeq and is a predicted model, not a curated record.